UCUCGCGAGACGUGCUGGUAAAACGGCAGAGGCUUUGGCGCGGAUAUCGCGAGAGUUUUUCCUCUCCACAAAGAGGAGGAGGGGGGUGAAUCCGAAAGAUGUGAAGCGAAUUAUUUUUUUAUUUUUUAUUUAUUUAUUUUUUUUAUUUUUUAAAUAUAUAUAUUAUUUAUUUAUUUAUUUAUUUAAAUAUACAAAAAUGGCCGCCGCGGAGAGCGGAGAGGAGAGACUUGAGGAGAAAAACGAAGACCAGGAGCAGCCGGGACAGAAGGAGAAACCCCCAAAACCGAAGAAGUUGAAGAAGGAAGGGGGGCGGGAUGAGGAGGGGCUGCAGCCUGCCCCGCCCCCUCCUUCUCCUCCUCCCCCUCCCCCCUCCUCCUCCUCCUCCUCCUCCUCCUCCGCAGAGCAGCCACCGUCUUCCAUGGAGGCUGGGAGAGCCGAGCCCUGUGAGUCUGCAGCGGGGGCCGCCAGCUCCGCCCCAGCCCCCCCAGAGCCUGCCGUCUCCCCCAAACAGAGGCGCUCCGUCAUCCGCGACCGGGGGCCCCUGUACGACGACCCCUCGCUGCCCCAGGGCUGGGCGCGCAAGCUGAAACAGCGCAAGUCUGGGAGGUCGGCCGGGAAAUACGAUGUGUACCUGAUCAACCCGGAGGGGAAGGCCUUCCGCUCGAAAGUGGAGCUCAUCGCGUACUUCCAGAAAGUGGGGGACACCACCACCGACCCCAACGACUUCGACUUCACCGUCACGGGGCGCGGCAGCCCCUCCCGACGCGACAAGAAGCCCCCCAAGAAACCCAAGGUGGUGAAAGCCUCGGGGAGGGGGCGGGGGAGGCCCAAGGGCAGCGGGAAGCUGCGGUCGGCCUCCGAGGGGGUGGCGGUGCAGCGCGUGGUGGAGAAGAGUCCCGGCAAGCUGCUGGUCAAGAUGCCUUUCGUUCCCCCGGCUUCCAAACCCCAAACCGGGGCGGUGGCCAUUAAAAAGAGGCCCGGCAGGAAGAGGAAGCUGGAGCAGGAGCCCCCGGGGGGCGCCCCGAAGAAGAGGGGGCGCAAGCCGGCGGGGGUGGGGGUGGGGGUGGCUGGGGGGUCCGGGAGUCAGGGGACGAUACCCGCGACAGCCAGCCUGUCCGCAGCGCAGGCAGUCGAAGCCAGGAAGAGAGCUCCGCUCGCGGGGAAGGUGCACGAUACGGCGCUGCCCAUCAAGAAGCGGAAGACGAGGGAGACCGUGGAGGAGCCGGAGCCACCGCCUCCUCCUCCUCCUCCUCCUCCUCCUCCCCCAGCCUCCUCUGGGGCGCUGGAGAAGGGAGUGAAGGGGACCAAGUGCCCUGGGAGGAAGCACAAGGAAGGGGGGGAAGGUGGGGGUAGCAGCAGCAGCGGUGGAGGUGGAGGAGGAGUGGGAGUGGGAGUGGGAGUGGGGGGAAGCCCUUCAAAGGGACAGAAGAAAAAGAAACCCCAGCACAAGCAUCACCACCCCGCCCAACACCCUCCCCCUCCCGCCACGCACGCAGAGCAGCCGCAGGACUUGAGCGCCCCCAAACUGUGCCGGGAGCAGCAACAGCAGCAGCCCAGAAAGGAGGCUGCCACCCGAGGGGACAGCUGCCCCAGCAAGACUCAAGCAGCCGCUGCUGUGGAAGCCAAAGGCAAACAGCGGGCGGGGGUGAUCAUGGGAGGGGGGGCGGAGGGAGGGGACGUGAAGGACAUUGUGCCCACGUCGGCCGUGCCGAGGCCCAGCCGGGAGGAGACUGUGGAAUCCCGGACCCCCGUCAGCGAGAGAAGCUCUGAGACACAGUCUGUGUGUGCCAGAAGGACAGGGCCUUGAAGAAGGGAUGAUGCAGGGAAAGAGAAGUGGCCUUGUGAUGGAAGUCUUAACAGAAACGCACACGUGCGCUAACGACACGGGGCCCCGUGUUUUGCCCUUCCAAUUUAUUUCAACGCACCUGUUUCAAUAAUGCGGAGAAGUCCGAUUCACAAGAGGAGUCAGUACCUGUAAAGCCGAGGGAACACGGAGCUGCUUUGGGGCUUGGAACUGGGGUUCAGGAGACCGGGGUUCAGGACGCUGCGCGGCACACCAGGCAGGGAGACUUGGGGGGGGGGGGGGGGGUUUGAUACAGCAAACCUCAAACUAGGUCUCCUACCAGGUUUCAGGGGGUCCGAGUGAAAGGCGAAAUUUGAUUGCAGCUCAGUCCACUGAAGCCCACCGAAGCCAACUCUACCACACACACACAACGUUGUGAAAUUGCUGACUGUUUCAACCUUGGCCAGUUUUGAUAAAAAUGCAUAGCACUUUAUAGCAAAUGUUGCGUGAUGGGGGACACCCUACUCCCUUUUUAUCCUAUUUUUAUAAUUUUUAUUUUUAUAUAUUUUUUAUUAUUAUUAUUAUUUUUGUCUUCAAUCAGUGAGAAGGGUUGUCCUACCACCGCAGCUACUGUAUUAGACAAAGGUCACCUUUUGAACCCGGAUCCUAGCCUUCCUGAUAUUGAGAAAAUGUCAGUUCACUCGCGGCUUUGUUACAAAGUACGCUGUGGCCAUUUUCCUCAAAAAUAAAUAAUAAGCAUUUAAAAAAUAAAAUAAUGGUUGAAAAAAACAACAAUAAACAAACAAA
Molecule: messenger RNA, 2590 nt
Organism: Acipenser ruthenus (sterlet)
Lineage: Eukaryota; Metazoa; Chordata; Actinopteri; Acipenseriformes; Acipenseridae
Product: methyl-CpG-binding protein 2-like
Exons: 4
Coding region: 197-1807 (536 amino acids)
Biological process (GO): negative regulation of transcription by RNA polymerase II
Cellular component (GO): nucleus; heterochromatin
Molecular function (GO): chromatin binding; methyl-CpG binding; double-stranded methylated DNA binding
Source: RefSeq, a predicted model, not a curated record